This is a messenger RNA of Pungitius pungitius (ninespine stickleback), 1237 nucleotides long. It is a transcript of the gene nudt7, whose product is annotated as nudix (nucleoside diphosphate linked moiety X)-type motif 7. The record is from RefSeq and is a predicted model, not a curated record. The transcript is spliced from 4 exons. Gene Ontology annotation, biological process: coenzyme A catabolic process. Gene Ontology annotation, molecular function: coenzyme A diphosphatase activity. Lineage: Eukaryota; Metazoa; Chordata; Actinopteri; Perciformes; Gasterosteidae. Bases 363 to 1079 code for a protein of 238 amino acids.
AAUGACAUUGUCUAGUCAUACGCGUUUUCACUGAAUUCCCAUGUAUUAAACGCCCUUAUUAUAAGUCUUAUUUUUGAAAAGCAAGUGUAUAGUUUCCCUUUUAAACCCACAGCUGUGUCCUAAUUGUGGCUCGUCGCAUAGAAUGACGUCAUUUUCAGGAGGUCGUUAUGGACAUGUCAGUUGUUCACUGGAUUAGAACUAAAAAUGGGUCAAAUUUGCAGAUACUCUGGUAAAUCCCGCUGCCUGAUGUUACGCGGGGUUCGACGUAGUUUGAGCAGUCGGACAAUUAAAGACUUAAAAAUCCCGGAAGUCAUUCACGCGACCUUUGACACACUUUAGGUUGGGCGGCCACUGCAUGCAAAAUGUUACGUAACCGCUCAUUGGAACGUGUGCUCAGCCGACUCGCCACAAUGCGCGUUAGAGAGGAGACGAUGGCCAUUUUGAAGCAGCACGACGUCGGGAACAAGAUCGCGUCUCAACCCGCGCUCCCCAAAGCCUCCGUGCUGAUCCCCCUGAGCGUGAGGAACGGCCAGCUGUGCACCCUGAUGACCCUGCGCGCACGAGAGCUUCGGACCAGUGGGGGAGAGGUGUGUUUCCCUGGCGGGAAGAGAGACCCCAGUGAUGCGGAUGACGUGGACACGGCUCUGAGAGAAGCAGAGGAGGAGAUCGGACUACCACCUGCCGACGUCCUGGUGGUCUGUAGACUGGUCCCCAUCAUCAAUAAGAGUGGUCUGCUGGUGACCCCGGUGGUCGGCUUCAUAGAGGAGUCGUUUUGUCCCCGUCCAAACCCAGCGGAGGUCAGCGCCGUGUUCACGGUCCCUCUGGACUUCUUCACCAGGGACAAGGAGCACUGGUCUAGCCACGGUGUUGCUGGGAUGAGGGGGUUUCUGCACUCGUUUUACUUUGUGGACCCUGACUCAGGACGCCAGUUCCACAUAUGGGGCCUCACUGCCAUGCUGGCCAUCCUGGUUGCUGUCCUCGCUCUCAGGAGGACGCCGGAGUUCGAUGUCGGUUUCGACCCCAAAGACCCGUUACCCUUCUUCCAACAGAUGCUACAGAGCAGAACCAGUAAACUGUGACCAGCUGUUUUCCUGAUAGCUGCUGAACAUUCAUUCACUGCCUUAAUGUGAGGAUACGAGUGAUGUGUAACUUUAAAAGAUGAAUAUAAAGAACGAUUUAAAACGGGUGCCUUGGAAAAAAUGAUGGGUGGAGCAAAAGGACAGUUUCCAUUUUUAUU